This is a messenger RNA of Hevea brasiliensis (rubber tree), 1348 nucleotides long. RefSeq names its product protein ALUMINUM SENSITIVE 3. The record is from RefSeq and is a predicted model, not a curated record. Bases 356 to 1150 code for a protein of 264 amino acids. Lineage: Eukaryota; Viridiplantae; Streptophyta; Magnoliopsida; Malpighiales; Euphorbiaceae. Gene Ontology annotation, biological process: response to aluminum ion. The transcript has 3 exons.
AAAGACAAUGAAACUUUUUCUUGCAGAUUUCGUAGCAAAUCGUACGUACGUUCGGUUACUUUCCAGUCAUAAGUGAUGGGUGAUUAAUUAAAUAUUAAAGUAAUAAUUGUUGAUCAAGAGACAUGCCCUGCCCACCCUUGAAUUUUUCUUCUCUUGUCUUCUUCAAAUAGUAACUUCACAAGAUACCUCUGAUCUAUUAGGGGAAGGUCGUUUCUUCAUCUAACCAUCGCCAAAACCUACCGUUAAGUCGUUAACUCAAGCCCUUUUUCCUACUAGACAAAACCCUCUGGGUGUGCACUAGUCUGCAGUCUAUGAGUCAGUUGCUGCAUUUGGCAGCUGUUUCCAAGUUUCAUCAAUGGAUGUUGAGUGGCUUCUCGAGUUUCUUAGGGGCAUGAUAAAGCCGGUGGCUGCCCUUGCAGUGGUGCUUAUGGCGGUGCUUUUAUCCUUUAUGCAGAAGUUGGGUUUGGAGGGAGAGAUGAUUUAUUCCAUAUUUAGGGCUUUUCUUCAGUUAUCUGUUAUUGGGUUUGUUUUGCAGUUCAUUUUCAGUCAGGACCGUAGCGUUUGGAUCAUUGUCGCUUACCUUUUCAUGGUCUCUGUUGCAGGUUAUACAGCUGGUCAAAGAGCCAAGCAUGUUCCUCGAGGAAAGUAUGUGGCUGGAGCUUCUAUCCUGGCAGGAACUGCUGUGACCAUGUUCGUGCUUGUUAUUCUGAAUGUUUUCCCCUUUACUCCGAGAUACAUCAUCCCUGUUGCAGGAAUGAUGGUUGGCAAUGCAAUGACAGUCACUGGGGUUACAAUGAAACGACUUCGAGAUGAUAUUAAAGUGCAAAUGAGUCUGGUAGAGACAGCAUUGGCACUUGGUGCAACUCCUCGCCAAGCCACACUUCAACAAGUGAAAAGGGCUCUGGUCAUUGCUCUUUCUCCAGUGCUGGACAACGCCAAAACUGUGGGUCUGAUUUCGCUUCCUGGAGCAAUGACUGGCCUUAUAAUGGGAGGAGCUUCUCCAUUGGAGGCCAUUCAACUACAAAUUGUGGUAAUGAACAUGCUCAUCGGCGCAUCAACUGUUAGCAGUAUCAUGUCUACGUACCUUUGUUGGCCUGCAUUCUUCACACCUGCUUAUCAGUUAGAAACUAAGGUCUUCAGCUCAGAUUGAGUUCUCGUGUUGGUCUUUCUUUUUCUUUAAAAAAAAAAAAAAGAAAAACCAUUUAUACAAUCCCUUGAAUGUAAUGCUUGAAAUGUGAAAAAUUCUAGCAUUUUCCGAGUAACACUUUGAUCAAGGAGGACUCCUUAAUGAUUGAUUCUCCCUCUUAUACCUUGAGAUCAAAUAUGAAGAACAAUCUCUCUCUCUCUC